AUGUCCACCAAAGUGUUCUUAACCGGAAUCACCGGGUACAUCGGCGGGGAUGCUUUCUACUACAUCCAACAGAACCAUCACGACAUUGAAUUCUCAGCCUUAAUCCGGACUGAAGAUAAGGCCCGGAAGGUACAGGACCAGUAUCCGAGUGUACGGGUGGUCAUCGGCGAGCUGGAUGAUUCCGACAAGCUUACAAAGGAAGCCGCCUGGGCAGAUGUUGUGAUUCACACCGCAGAUGCUUCCGACCAUGCUGGUGCCGCCAAUGCGAUUUCCAAAGGACUGAUCGAGGGCCACAGUCCUGAACGGCCCGGGUACUGGCUGCACACUGGCGGUACCGGUAUCCUGACGUACUUUGAUUCAGACGUGCGCAAGGUAGCUGGCGAACAUGAUGACAAGGUAUUCAAUGACUGGGAUAAGGUGCACGAAUUGGUCAAUCUUCCUGCAGCUGCAUUCCAUCGCAACGUGGACGAGAUUGUCCUGAAGGCUGGCACCGAGCAUGCAGACCGCGUCAAGACCGCUAUUGUGUGUCCUCCGACUAUAUAUGGGCGUGGCCGUGGUCCUAUCUCGGGUCGUGGUCGUCAGGUGUACGAGUUGACUUCGUUCAUUCUGAAGGAGAAGUAUAGCCCGCAGAUUGGAAAGGGAUUGGCCCGAUGGAAUAACGUGCAUGUGCAUGAUCUGAGCACGCUCUUCGAUGCCCUGUUACGGGCGGCCGUUGAUCCUGCGAGAACGGACGAUGGUGAGAUAUGGGGUGCCAAGGGCUACUUUCUGUGUGAGAAUGGCGAGCACGUAUGGGGGGAUGUAUCUCGGUUGAUUGGUCAACAAUGCUUCAAGUCUGGCUAUUUUGCAGAGGAACCACGUUCUCAGGCUUUUUCUCUUGACGAGGCUGUGAAAUCGCCUGCUGGCUUUGAGGCUGCGAGCUGGGGCUGGAAUUCAAGAGGCAAGGCCCUGCGAGGAAACAAGGUGCUAGGCUGGAAGGCGCAGGAACGGAGUCUUGAGGAUGAGGUACCUGAAAUAAUUCGCUCUGAAGCUGCCAGACUGGGUCUGUGA
Messenger RNA from Aspergillus chevalieri, 1047 nucleotides. RefSeq lists its product as uncharacterized. NCBI's taxonomy places the organism in Eukaryota, Fungi, Ascomycota, Eurotiomycetes, Eurotiales, Aspergillaceae. The record is from RefSeq and is a predicted model, not a curated record. The transcript is spliced from 2 exons. The coding region runs from base 1 to 1047 and encodes 348 amino acids.